Messenger RNA from Dipodomys ordii (Ord's kangaroo rat), 2134 nucleotides. It is a transcript of the gene Slc35h1, whose product is annotated as solute carrier family 35 (GDP-fucose transporter), member C2. The record is from RefSeq and is a predicted model, not a curated record. The transcript is spliced from 11 exons. Bases 389 to 1573 code for a protein of 394 amino acids. Gene Ontology annotation, molecular function: antiporter activity. Gene Ontology annotation, cellular component: cis-Golgi network; endoplasmic reticulum-Golgi intermediate compartment; Golgi apparatus. Gene Ontology annotation, biological process: UDP-glucose transmembrane transport. Lineage: Eukaryota; Metazoa; Chordata; Mammalia; Rodentia; Heteromyidae.
AGGUCGCGAGGCCUCGGCGUGGCCGCCGCCCUCGGAGGGUCACGUGGCCUUCCCUGGGUGCUGGGAGGACUCCAGGCUGUAGGGGCAAAAAGAGGAGCAGGGAGGCGGCCGCGACCCCCGCUGCAGGCCGCGGUCUGGAAGUAGCAGCAGCAGCAGAGCUAAGGAUCUGUGAGCCCUGCGUCCUGCCAACCAUGGAGCAAGUGGGCUGAGGCCCCAGCCUGGGGCUCUAGCCACCAUUCCAGCGAUGGCUGUGAAGAGGGCUCUGCCGGCCCAGGCAGCUACGCGUUGAAAGCCGCCAUCCAGCUGCACCAGCUCGGCCUGUGGGCUGCCUUCGAGAGCCGUGCCUGUCCCUGCCGGCCCUGGAGCUGGGGUGCCGCAGCCCCCACCAAUGGGGAGGUGGGCCCUGGACCUGGCCUUCGUGUGGAAGGCCGUGUUGACCCUGGGGCUGGUCCUGCUCUACUACUGCUUCUCCAUCGGCAUCACCUUCUACAACAAAUGGCUAACGAAGAGUUUCCACUUCCCCCUCUUCAUGACCAUGCUGCACCUGGCCGUCAUCUUCCUCUUCUCCGCCCUGUCCAGGGCGCUGGUGCAGUGGUCCAGCCGCAGGGCCCGUGUGGUGCUGAGCUGGACUGACUACCUCAGGAGAGUGGCCCCCACGGCACUGGCAACAGCACUUGAUGUGGGCUUGUCCAACUGGAGCUUCCUCUACAUCACCGUGUCACUGUACACAAUGACCAAAUCCUCUGCCGUGCUGUUCAUCUUGAUCUUCUCUUUGAUCUUCAAGCUGGAGGAGCUGCGUGCAGCCCUGGUCCUGGUGGUCCUCCUCAUCGCCGGGGGUCUCUUCAUGUUCACCUACAAGUCCACUCAGUUCAACGUGGAGGGCUUCGCUCUGGUGCUGGGGGCCUCGUUCAUUGGGGGCAUCCGCUGGACCCUCACCCAGAUACUUCUGCAGAAGGCUGAGCUGGGCCUCCAGAACCCCAUCGACACCAUGUUCCACCUGCAGCCUCUCAUGUUUCUGGGGCUCUUCCCUCUCUUUGCCAUAUUUGAAGGUCUCCAUUUGUCCACAUCUGAGAAAAUCUUCCGUUUCCAGGACACAGGGCUGCUCCUGAGUGUGCUCGGGAGCCUCUUCCUUGGCGGGAUUCUUGCCUUUGGUUUGGGCUUCUCUGAGUUCCUCCUAGUCUCCAGAACCUCCAGCCUCACUCUGUCCAUCGCUGGCAUCUUUAAGGAAGUCUGCACCCUGCUGCUGGCGGCUCACCUACUAGGCGAUCAAAUCAGCCUCCUAAACUGGCUGGGCUUUGCCCUCUGCCUCUCGGGAAUCUCCCUGCAUGUAGCCUUGAAAGCCCUGCAUUCUAGAGGGGACGGUGGCCCCAAGCCCCCAAAGGGCCUGGUGUCCAGCCCGGACCUGGAGCUGCUGCUGCAGAGCAGCCAGCAGGACGAGGACACGGAGGAGCCCAGGCGCAGCAGUGACCACCCGGAGGACCUGCGCCCCUGCUGCCGCGGCCUUCGACACCCCGACGCGCCAGCAGCUCAGAGCUGGCAGAGGGGUCGCCCUGCCCGGAGCCCGCAGCAGUGACCACCCGGGGACCUGAGCCCCCGUUGCCGCAGCCUUCAAGACCCCAGCACCCCAGCAGCUCAGAGCUGGCAGAGGGGUCGCCCUGCCCGGAGCCCGGGCCUGGCAGUCGCUGGGCAGGACCCUGCAGUGGGCCGGGGCUUCUGGCCUUGCCCUUCCCUCUGAAGCUGGAGCCUGCCCAUGCUGUGCUGGGAGCCAUGUUGGACCAUGGCAGUGAAGGGGUGAGCUCUGCUGGCCUAGCUGGGAGCCAGCAUGGCCUCCGGGGGCUGGGGGUGGGGCCUGACUGGGCUGCCCAGCAGUUGGGAAGUGGACCUUAGGAGGCCAGGUCCUCAUCAUCUGGACUGUGCUCAUAGAGAGCAGAUCUAUUUACAGUUUGGAGAUGAAUGUCAAAGUCCACUGUUGUGUGGUCCCUCCCCCGACCCCCCACGGCAGGGCAGGGGGCAGAGCAGGGAGAGCCGGCCUCCUGCUGCUCUCCUGCUUCUGUGCUGAGCCUAGGCAUCCUUGGGGCCCCUUCACUCCUGCAAGCAGGAAAUAAAUGAGCACUUGCUGGAGAUAACGUUUUUA